AUGGCCGCCGCCGCCGCCACCGCAGCAGCAGCAGUCUCCUCCCCGGUUGCCCCACGCUCCGGGGCCGCCGCCGCCUCCCGCCGGGGGUUCGUCACGUUUAGUGGAGGCGCCGCCCGCUCCUCGCCCACGCUGCGGUCCGGCCGCGGGUUCUCUGGUGUGCAAACCCAUGUUGCCGCUGUUGAACAAGCAGUUUUAAAAGAUGCUACCAAGCUGGAAGCUCCAGUUGUUCUUGUUACAGGUGCCUCUAGAGGGAUUGGAAAGGCAACUGCUCUAGCCCUUGGAAAAGCGGGAUGCAAGGUUCUGGUAAACUAUGCCCGGUCCUCCAAAGAGGCUGACGAGGUCUCCAAAGAGAUUGAAGCAUCUGGUGGUGAGGCUAUCACCUUUGGAGGAGAUGUUUCGAAAGAAGCUGAUGUAGAAUCUAUGAUGAAAGCAGCUCUAGAUAAAUGGGGAACAAUAGAUGUGCUGGUAAAUAAUGCAGGGAUUACACGAGACACAUUAUUGAUGAGGAUGAAGAAAUCUCAGUGGCAAGAUGUAAUUGAUCUGAAUCUUACAGGCGUCUUCCUGUGUACACAGGCUGCAACAAAAGUAAUGAUGAAGAAGAAAAAGGGAAAAAUUAUCAACAUUGCAUCUGUCGUUGGCCUUACUGGCAAUGUUGGCCAAGCUAAUUAUAGUGCAGCCAAGGCUGGGGUGAUUGGUUUCACGAAAACAGUUGCCAGGGAGUAUGCAAGCAGAAAUAUCAAUGUGAAUGCUAUUGCACCAGGGUUCAUUGCAUCUGAUAUGACUGCCGAACUUGGAGAAGAGCUUGAGAAGAAAAUCUUGUCAACCAUUCCAUUAGGGAGAUAUGGCCAGCCAGAGGAAGUUGCAGGGCUAGUCGAGUUCCUGGCCCUUAACCCCGCAGCUAGCUAUAUGACCGGACAGGUGCUUACAAUUGACGGAGGAAUGGUAAUGUAA
Messenger RNA from Miscanthus lutarioriparius, 951 nucleotides. The record is from the annotation of a GenBank genome assembly. Lineage: Eukaryota; Viridiplantae; Streptophyta; Magnoliopsida; Poales; Poaceae.